Messenger RNA from Hemiscyllium ocellatum (epaulette shark), 4282 nucleotides. RefSeq names its product multiple EGF-like-domains 10 (gene megf10). The coding region runs from base 1 to 3486 and encodes 1161 amino acids. The transcript is spliced from 24 exons. Gene Ontology annotation, molecular function: scavenger receptor activity; protein binding. The record is from RefSeq and is a predicted model, not a curated record. Lineage: Eukaryota; Metazoa; Chordata; Chondrichthyes; Orectolobiformes; Hemiscylliidae.
AUGACAGUUGUUGGUGCAGCUCAAAGUGCAGCACUGAAGUGCAGAAGUGAUUUGUAUAUCGGAGUUCUCGGAGGCUGGCACAGCUCAGAUGACAAUGUUCGUGGACGUGAGAUGCAUGUGGCCAGUGUUAUUGAAUGUGUCCUGAGAUGUAGGUGCCUGAACUGGUUCAGAGUCCUGACUUCUGAGAGGAUGAUUUCUUGUUCCCGUUUCCAUUUGUUCUUCAUGAUCACCCUUUUGUAUGGUUUCUGGUACAACGUGGCAUCACUAAACCUCGAGGACCCUAAUGUAUGCAGUCACUGGGAGAGAAUAAGUUAUCGUGCAGCCUAUCGGCGUGGUGAGAAAACAAUGUAUCGCCGUCGUUCUCAGUGUUGUCCAGGAUUUUACGAAAGCUUGGAGAUCUGUGUUCCUCACUGUGCUGAGAAAUGUGUCCAUGGAAGAUGCAUCGCCCCCAACACCUGUCAGUGUGAACCAGGCUGGGGAGGCCUAAAUUGUUCUAGUGCAUGUGACAGUAACCAUUGGGGCCCACACUGUAACAACCGCUGUCAGUGUAAGAAUGGAGCUCUGUGUAAUCCCAUCACUGGAGCCUGCUUCUGCACGCCUGGAUACCAAGGUUGGCGAUGUGAGGAGAUCUGCAGUUUUGGAACGUAUGGGAAUGGAUGUCAUUUAAAGUGCCAGUGUCAAAAUGGGGCAACGUGUGAUCACGUGACUGGCGAAUGUAAAUGCCCACCAGGAUACACUGGCGCAUUUUGUGAAGAUCUGUGUCCACCAGGCAAGCAUGGACCUCAGUGUGAAGAGCGAUGCCCUUGCCAAAAUGGUGGGGUGUGUCACCAUGUUACAGGAGAAUGCUCAUGCCCCCCAGGAUGGAUGGGAACAGUAUGUGGCCAGCCUUGUCCUGAGGGAAGAUAUGGAAUAAACUGCUCACAGGAAUGCCAAUGCCACAAUGGUGGCCAAUGUGACUCAGCCACUGGUCAGUGCCAAUGUGGAGCUGGCUACACAGGAGAGAGGUGUCAGGAUCAAUGCUCCUUUGGGACAUAUGGAGAAAACUGUGCUGAGAGGUGUAGUUGCCUCAAUGGAGGAGUGUGUUACCAUGUCAAUGGUGCAUGCCUCUGUGAAUCAGGCUUCACGGGAGAUUCCUGCGAGAUUCGGAUGUGUCCCGACAGAGUUUACGGAAUAAACUGCGACAAGAGCUGCCCCUGCCAUCCAGAGACCACACUGAGCUGUCACCCCAUGUCUGGCGAGUGUACAUGUAAACCUGGAUGGUCUGGGCUAUACUGCAAUGAGACAUGUGCCCCUGGAUUUUAUGGUGUAUCUUGUCAUCAAAUCUGCAGCUGCCAAAAUGGGGCUGACUGUGACAGCGUAACUGGCAAAUGCAUCUGUGCCCCGGGGUAUAAGGGAUCUGAUUGCUCAAUUCCUUGUCCGGUUGGUACCAAUGGAGUCAACUGUUCCUCUUCCUGUGACUGCAAAAAUGGAGCAGUUUGCUCACCUAUAGAUGGUUCAUGCACUUGUAAGGCAGGUUGGCAUGGAGUUGAUUGUUCGAUUCCCUGCCCUCGUGGUAAGUGGGGUCUUGGCUGUAAUUCGACUUGUCGCUGUGCCAAUGGAGGAGCAUGUAAUGCUCAGGAUGGAACCUGCACCUGUCUGGCAGGAUGGCGAGGGGAUAAGUGUGAACAUCCAUGUCAGGAUGGUUCCUAUGGAAUGAACUGCAGUGAGCGUUGUGACUGCAGUCACGCUGAUGGUUGUCAUGCCACCACUGGUUAUUGCCGCUGUCUUGCUGGGUGGACAGGUAUACACUGUGAUAGUGUGUGUGCGGAAGGACGCUGGGGACCAAACUGUACGCUGCCAUGUAAUUGCAAGAAUGGUGCUUCCUGUUCACCCGAUGAUGGAGCUUGCGAGUGUGUGCCUGGAUAUAGAGGCACGACCUGUCAACGCAUCUGUUCACCUGGGUUCUAUGGACAUCGUUGCAGUCAGGCGUGUCCUCAAUGUGUGCACAGUAACGGGCCAUGCCAACAUGUCACAGGGCAGUGUGACUGCUUACCUGGUUUCACGGGAGCUCUCUGCAAUGAAGUGUGUCCCAGCGGUCAUUUUGGGAAAAGCUGCGCUGGUUUCUGUACUUGUACAAACAAUGGGACAUGCAAUCCCAUUGAUGGUUCCUGCCAGUGUUACCCAGGAUGGAUUGGAAGUGACUGUUCUCAAUCCUGUCCACCUGGAUACUGGGGUCCAAACUGUAUCCACACCUGCAACUGCCACAAUGGAGCCCACUGUAGUGCGUAUGAUGGGGAAUGCAAGUGUACACCAGGCUGGACUGGACUGUACUGCACACAGAGAUGCCCAUUAGGUUAUUACGGCAGGGAUUGUGGCGAACUGUGCCAGUGUCAAAAUGGAGCAGACUGCGACCAUAUCUCAGGGCAGUGCACCUGUCGUAUUGGAUUCAUGGGCAAACAUUGCCAGCAAAGAUGUUUACCAGGCACCUAUGGUUAUGGCUGUCGCCAGGUGUGUGACUGUUUGAACAACUCCACGUGUGACCAUAUUAAAGGCACCUGCUAUUGCAGUCCAGGAUGGAAGGGUUCAAAGUGUGAUCAAGCGGGGGUUAUAAUUGUGGGAAAUCUAAAUAGCCUCAGCCGGACCAGCACUGCCAUUCCUGCUGAUUCGCAUCAAAUUGGGGCAACAGUGGGGAUUGUCAUCCUGCUCCUGAUUGUCCUCUUUCUCCUGGUGCUCUUCAUACUGUAUCGCCGAAAACAACAGGGAAAGGAGGCUAACAUGGCAGCCGUCACCUACUCUCCCGCUCUGAGAGUCAUGAAUGCGGAUUACUCUAUUUCAGAAAAUAUGCAACAAGGUAAUGCUGGGAAUGCAAACAGCCAUUAUUUCUCCAACCCAAGCUACCAUACCUUAGCACAAUGUGGGAGCCCCCCUCACGUCAACAACUGUCAACGGAAUGGGUCUGGAAAGGCAAAAAACAAUCAACUUUUCGUAAACUUCAAAAAUCUCAAGGGUUCAGGAAAGCACGGUUCCAUUUUGGACUACACAGCAACACUGCCUGCAGAUUGGAAGCAAGGUGGCUACCCGAAUGAUUUAGGUGGUGCUUUUGGUGUUGACCGAGGUUAUGUUGGAAAAUCACUUAAAGAUCUGGUGAAGAAUUCGGGCUGUAGUGUCAGCACCUGCUCACUCAACAGCACUGAAAACCCAUAUGCCACCAUCAAAGACCCUCCAGUUUUUACAUCUAAAAACUCAGAGUGUGGUUACGUUGAGAUGAAGUCCCCAGCUCGCAGGGACUCACCAUAUGCCGAGAUUGGCAAUUCCACUUCAGCCAAUAAAAACGUCUAUGAAGUUGAACCAACAGUAAGUGUCGUCCAAGGAACAUACUGCAACAACGCACCUUUAGGUCAGGAUCCCUACGAUCUACCCAAGAACAGCCACAUUCCAUGUCAUUAUGACUUGCUUCCGGUCCGAAAUAGUCCUUCACCGUCACAGAACACAGAUGACAAUGAAUGAGUGAAAUGGCUUCAAUUUACUGUUGGCAAAUUGUCGAGGUUACACACCUCUGUCGGGGGUUAUCAGAAGAAUACUGAUCAAUGUCUUGCCACCUCUUCUGGCUCGUGUUUAGAUGAUGAUUUAACUCCAGAGCUCAGCUGAAGUGCAAAUGGUGAGCAGGGAAACAUUGGAGACUGCUAGACCACAAAAAAGGACUCCCCCGCUUUUUAAAAUGUCUUUCUUACUUUUCAUAAUUUUGAGGUGUCUGAGAUUUUUUGAGGACUGAGAUUAAAUUGGUGUCUGCUUUACAGACAUGUAGAAUUAUUUGGGCAUUUGAGGCUAAGAGUUAUACCCUGGUACUCACAUAGUGAAAAUAAAAUGUCAGUGAAAACAUUUUUUGUCCAACGUUUUCUAGAAAGAAGAUCCAUCUCAUUCCUUAAUUGCUACAAGUAUUUCUUUUGAAACAAAUCAUUCCAUGUAUGCAUUACUAACAUUUAAUGUAACAUAUUACGGAUAAUUUCUUCAAAUAGGUCAUUUAGAAAUAUUUUAGUUCUUUAUAUUUUUCCUGGAACUUGGCUCAACUGAGGAAAACUUGAAGAAAACAAUCAAAUGACACUGCAUGAUCUUAAGCAAGGCGCAAUUAAUUGCUGAAUCCUUGAAUUCAGAAAUUAAAACACGCAUUUUUCUUGUAUUAAUGAAAGGGAGAUUUCCAUUGCAUUGUAGCCUGACCCAUAUGUCUUUGAAUCUGUGCAGCCGCAGCCAUUCACUGUUCCUAUCUGCGCGCUAUUUGUAAAAUAAGCCAAUGCUGUGCUUAAGC